AUGUGGAAGACCCUUGUCGGCAAGUUCCAGCCCCUACCCGCAUCGUCUUAUGCCGACCAGAACGAACGCGAUCUCGAGCGGAGCUGGGACGAGCGCGACACAACAGGCCUCACAGGCGUCCCAGACAACGCAACCUCCCCCGCCGAACUUGGCCAGUUGCGCUUAGCAUUCUUUGCAUGUAUGGAGGCCGAGGACGAUAAGAAACGUAACGCCCAGUUUCAAACUGCUUUGCAAUUGUUUGCUUCGAUCUUUGGGAGACAGGUCUCUGGUCAACUCGUCAAUGAAAGUAUCCACGAUGUCAAAGCCUUCACUGCCAUGGCUAGUGCACAAUUGGUCAACGCGAUCCUUGCCGUAGAACAGCAAUCCUUACCUAAGAGGAAGGCCAGUCUCGAAUAUAUGAAGGUCUUGAGGAAGACAGAGACAUUCAACGCGCUGAAAGCGAUCGAUAUUCUCUCCAAGGCACCCGACAACUUGUUGGCGAUAUUAGUGCAGCAAAAGGUGCAUUCGGGACUGUUGGGCGUGUUUCUUACAUUUGUCGAGUUCCCAUCACAGGAGUUUGAAGAGCCUCUCGGCCAGAGCGUAGCAUCGAUCUUGGUCAUUUCGACCCUCACAAACGCAUUGAAGAGGCUGCUUUGGAGGAAGCCUGUUAUUUCAGUAUUGAUCGAGAAUGAUGAGCUCUAUGGGCUUUUCGAGACCCUUGUUAUCCAGAGGAGCAAGAUCGCAGGGGGGGACCCCGCAGAGCUGUACAUCUGGAAAGCAAGGGUGAUGGACGUUGUAGACUUUGUAGUAGAGACGACGGAGACGGAUGUCAUGCCCUACCUCCACUCGAAGAACUGCGCCAAGCUACUCUCAGACGCACUCAGCGAGUAUUUGGUUGACGGAAGCAUCGACUCUGUACAUCGCGAAGAGGGUAUCCUGAUCCUCCGUGUCAUCGUCAAGCUCAUCAAGAAAUCCUCCCUGAUGUCGAGUGUGCUGCUGGAUGAUUUCAAGACCAACAAGAUCUACGAGACACUGGCAAUGCUCCUCGUGUCACCGCCCUUCGAUGAGGACAUGCUCACAUUCAAAUAUACCAUCACAUCGCUUAUCGAGGAACUGGUGUUCAUUGACAAGGAAGCGUUGCCACCACCAGAAGAAGGAACGCCAUAUCAACAUCAAGACUUCUCCCUUCCUGUUGUUGGUCCCGAGCAUGCGGGCGCUGUCGUUCGUAAUCUAGAGGCAUGUCAAGUGCUAGUAACGGCAUUAUUAUACCCAGACAUUUCCAACUUGACGCUCUUACCAGCUGGCAAUAAGGACCAAGAUGCGCCUCCCAGUCAGUUCACGCUCACGGUGUUUUCCACUCUGCUCUCGAUUAUCCGCGAUCACCCUAUGAACUACUUUUUGCUGGAGCGGCUCAACAUUCUUUCCUAUGCGAUCGAACGCCUGGACAGUUACCACCCAGACCUUCAGCUAUCAGUCAUGGAGUUGUUCACGUUCGUUCUCAAGGAUCUGAACUAUGUCCCAUUCAGAGAUCUUGUCAUCCUUUCUAUUCACUUUCAAGGCACGUCGUCACCCAGGACUACAGCCCUUGUCUGUGAUACAGUUGCUAACCUGCUCCAAUCAUCACCCAACUUCAAGGAUGUCCUGCGCGAAGUUGGAUUGAUCGAUAUGUUCUGCAACAUGCUGGAAGAGCUCUCCAUUGUCCUCCGCGAGACGUUCGGAAGCCCUCAGUUUAAUAACCGUCUUUCUGUCGUCGAUUUCGGGAAAGCAUUCAGCCCUGACGACAGCCAGCGUCAGAGGAAAUACGGAAUCGAAGUCGUGCACCACUUCAACAGCAUCAUGGCAUGUCUAAUCGAAUUGCUGCGAGGCAGUCGGAGUAACAUUGCACUCUUCCAAUCCACAUUUCGAGGUGACCUGUUUUCGCUGCUGCAUUACAACGAGACGAGAGACGGGAUCCUGAAGGUCAUCGUUGUCCUUGUGGUGGAGAGCUAUCGGUUCUUCUUGGAGGACAGGGAAAACUCCUCAGCGAAGUCGCCACCCAACAGCUCUUCAAGCUCGCUUGCAACCAAGGUUAUGUCAGCUCCCUACCAGCUGACACAGCUCUGCGAGAUCCUGCAGUCCCUCAACCGAUACGACUUCAAGAUGAAGAUGGCCAUUUUGAACGCUCUCAACCAAGUGUUUAUCGAAUGCACAGAGCUCAAGGAGGUGUUCAGGGAGGGUGGAGGAUAUGUCUCGAUCGUCUCGCUCCUGAUCCGCCUCGAGGACGCCUACCUCACGAUCGACAAGUUUGACCAACUCAACCUGCCCAAGCGCAGGCAACGGAGAGACCCACAGACUGACGAGAGAAUCCCGACCAAGGAGGAUAUGAUCGAGUUGCUCACUAAGGUCUUCUCCGUUCUCUCGGAGUCUAUGCGGGAUCAUGCGGGCAAUAGCAGCUAUUUUGAGGAGCACAUCGGCUUUGGUUCUCUGGCAGACGCCCUGCAACUGACCGGCGUCUUUGGACCCAAGGGCGAUGCUCCUAGCAUGUUUGGCAUUCUUUUCUCAUUCGCGAUCCAAAACGAGUCAGUUCUCCACAUCUUCAAUGACCCCGAGGAGGUCGAGCAAGCGCCAGAGAUGGUUGCCAAGUGGCUCAACAGCCCCAAGAUCUGUGUACAAAACCCCCACGUCGUUCUCGGCAUCUGGAGGAUAUGCAUGGGCUUGCAGGACCAGGAGUCGCUCGCCUUCUGUGUCAUGAUGUCGCUGUUUGCGUUGUCAUGCGCCAAUCGGAGAAACCAGGUUCUGAUGGGACAAACGGGGAUGUUGGACGAGCUCCUCAAAGCCCUCUUCGACAACCCACCACUUCAGAUUGACAAUGGCGCAGAGGAAGACCAAUCGAUGGAUGUCAGUGGCAAUGUCAUGCGCGACAUCAUGAUUCGACUCUCCAAACGUUUGAUCGAGAUGGGGAUGUCGUCGGUCGGGUUCCGCUAUCUAAUGGAGAAGUUCAGCGCCACCAAGCAGAUCUCCUUUGGCGAGUGUUCAGGACUCUUGGACAUGUUGUUGCAUGGAGUUACCCAUUCGCGGUGGCCCAGCUUUGUGCAAUUCGACGGGUAUAGUCGUUUGGAUCUGCGGUCCUUGGGCUCACACAGCUUUCCUCCAACUAACGGCUACACCUUCCUGGCAUGGCUCUGUAUCGAGUCGUUUGACGAAGAGCUGCCGAUUCAGAUUCUCGAGAUUUCGGACGAGGAUCAGCGAUGCUUCCUCAGCGUGCAGAUCGAGCCCGAGAGUCACAAACUGGUUGUAAGCGUGUCGCACCACCACUCUGUCGUGUUCAACUUUUCAUUCGAGAUUGGACGAUGGUAUCACCUAGCCUUAGUGCAUGCCAAGCCGAAGAUGAGCAUUCCAGGAGGGUCACUGUCGGUCUACAUCGAUGGUAUUCUAGGCGACAAGAUCAAGUGCGGUUACCUUAACUCUCCCAGCGGCGAAGUCAAGGGAUAUCUUGGUCGACACCAAAAGCCCAAGAUGACAGCCAAGAGGGAAGGCUCCACUCUCUCCUGGAACUUGGGCCCUUGCUACCUUGUGGAUGAGCCCCUAGAUGUCCAGAUCAUGGACGUUCUUUACAACCUAAGCCCACGGUACCACGGCAACUUCCAGGACUCUCUUGGCAAGUUCCAGACCUACGAGACCUCCACUGCGCUGAACAUCAACCUGGAGCUCGCUCGUCGUCGCUCCUCGCCUAGCAGUCGUAACCACGAGGAGCAAGUCGCGUUGAUGAACGCUAUUCGAGGCACCAUUGGCAACAGUAUCCCAGAAGACAAGCUAGUCUUUGCAUUCUCCGGAAGCAACCUCUUGGACAGUGCAGACACUAGGACAGUCGGCACGAUGGCUGGCAUUCUUCAGAAGGACCAGUUCUGCAGGAUUUUGUUCAACUCUGCGAUUCCCAGGAUUCAACGCGGCAUCAACCCUCUGUCAGCCAUUGGAAUUUUGGUUGGCAACCCUCUUGUUGCUGCUCCUCGCGGAUUGGACGACUCUAUCUGGAAGGUCGGAGGCUGUGUCGUUGCCCUGAGGAUCGUCGAGAGUGCCAAGGAUACGGCUACUCUUGAGAAGGCCGUGCUGUUGCUGGACCAGCUUAUCAGAUGUAGCUGGAGAAACUCGGAGGACAUGGAGCGUAUCUUUGGUUACGAGAUUCUGGGCUACAUCCUGAAGCAGAAGAAGGCAUUAUUCUCGAUCGAGAUGAUGAACACACUGCUCAGUGUCGUCGGAAUGGACUUGGAGUACCCCGAUGACUCUGUGAUUACCAACUCGUUCGCCUUCCGCCACCUGAUGCUGGAUAUGGACAUUUGGCGAAAGACCGACACAGAGAUCCAGCUGCUGCAUCUGGAGCAGUUCAAGAUCUUUUUACAGCACAGUCACAAAUCAUCGCUUAAUGUGAAGCGGCUCAGCACCAUGCACGUGGUGAAGAAGAUGCUAACGCCUCUGCGGACAGGAAACUACCCCGUCGUUCAACUUCCUCACUACGUUGAUGCCAUGAAGACCGUUGUCUUUAACCACUUCUCGACGGAAACUGUCCGAAACUUGGCCACAUUUCUUGUUUCGACGUUGAAGCAGACUGUUCCCAAUCGCACCAUGUCAGUGUCGUCGCAGAAACAUACGGAGAUCAAGGCUGAGGAGUUGGAGGCGACCAAGGCCUCCCUCAAUGUCGAUAUUGUCUUUGACCCCAAGGAGUUUGUUGUCCCGUCGACCCUUCGAUAUGCUGCUAUGGGCAAUGCCAUCAUGGAGAUGCUGGAACAGAUUCUCUGUGAGCGUGGCAACGUGGACUAUGUCCACAAGUUUGCCACUACCAUUACCAACAAGUGGACCCUUCUCUUUAUCGAGAACUCGGGCAACCCCUACGGCGCCGUUCUUUCGAUGAGGAUCUUGUGUCGUCUGCUUUACACCCAGGGCCCCAACUACCUCUCCAAGUUCAGGAACUCGUAUGGAUUCCUGGUCUUGCAGUCCUACAUUCCUCAGUUCUGGAACGUGGUGCCCAUGAUCCACGUCGUCAUUUGCAUUCUUCUGGGAGUGGAUGUCUGUGAUGUUCCACUGAGGGCACCUCUGGACAAUGAGACGCUUCACAUGCUCUAUGGUGACUCUAUUGAGGCAACUGGUCGUGUCCCAUGCCCCGAUAUUUUGCCCACAUUGAUGAUUAUGCUCAAGAACGGAGUUGCUGCUGCCGUUACCCCAGCCAACAGUAAGUCGCGUGCGGAUCAGGAGCGUGCUGGAAGAGUUGUGGAGACCUACCAGACAUUGAUCGACUUUUUCUCGGAGAUGCAAUCAUCCUCCAGGACCUUCAAGGAGAUCUUUGUCCGGCAGGACUUUAUUGAUGAUCUGGCAAGUAUUCUGUUUCCGUUCAUCUGCCACAGUGGCAAGGCUAUGGCGGCUGAACUCGAGCUGGACUACUUGGAUUCUGAGCCAGCUUCAGCCAGGACGACAACGGAUUCACCUUCAUCUGCAACUGCCCCAGUCACCAGUGACCCAGAAUCUGGGGCAACUUCUUUGGCAAGGCGGACGUCGGGACGGACCUCCUCUAAGCAUUCGUCCAUGUCGUCCUUCGCAGCCUCUACCGAACCUACACUGGAACCCGAGUCUGCCUUAACGACAACCAGCACUCGAUCUGAAUCUUCCCCUACCACUGGUUCCCCCACGGUGACGUUUGCGACUGCACUUGGCACUCCUACCGCGGCCACCUCGAGCCUUUCCUUGACGGCCGCCCAGGCGUCGUCUCUUCAGGUUUCGCAGACCUUUUCUGAGGGAACUUUCAGAAGGACGGCUUCAAACAUUAGCAUGGGUCGUGUGCGAGAUGUCGAUCUUAAGGUUGUGCAGGAACCCAUUGCAUUGUCACUUCUCAAGCUCAUUGUCGUAAUCUCGAUCGACUCUAUUCUUGACCCGGCUCUUCGGUCCUUGGCAGCAAUCGAUCUGCUGCUGCAAUCAUGCCCACCAGCAUACAAAGAUCACCAGAUCUACUUCCAGAGCUUCCUACUAGGGCACGUGGUCAUCGGCUUGGAGCAAAACAUUCAGGCGCAGCCCGAGGCGUUGGCUGACAGUCGCGUCAUGGCCAACGUGGUUCUGUUCUGCGAGCUCAUCGUCGACCUGACAUGCCAGGGCUGGUUCGUUGGAUCGUACCUCAUCCAGUUUGAUCUCAUCGCCAACGUCCUCGAAAUCAUCUCACCCGAGUCAGCCGCCGUUCCUUCAGCCACUCCUACUCAACCAUCUCGCCCUGACGCAGUCAAGACCCAAUUGACUUCCUUGCUCUACCGCCUUGUCUGCUUCACCCUCGGGCAGUGCCAAAUCGGUCAUGAGAUUCAGACAUCAAAACUGGAGGCGCUCUUGGACAAGUGUAUCUACUUCCAAAAGAUCCUUCUGAGCAACAGCCCCGGCGACGUCGAGUUCAUGAAGUGUCUGAUCCUUCACUUGUUCUCCUUCCUCCCUGACGCAGACGCCAAGACGAGAUCCAACAUGAUGAUUCUCAUCAAGCUGGUGUUCUUGAUGCGCCCUGUGGAGGCUUCUGGGCUGCUGAAGCUCAGACCAACGAACCCAAGCGACGACGAGGAUUCUGCAGACGAAGGCUACAGCGCUCUUGUCGAAGGGAACUACCCUGAGUUCGUCAGGUGGCGCGCUGCUCACUCUCCCGAGCUGGAAAUGAUCUUUAUCGAUUUCCGCAAGUCUUGGGAUGCUAUGAUGUCGAUUGAGACUCGCGUCGGUGAAGACUCGCAGCGACAGCAGUACAACCGCAGAACCCAAAAGCUGAAGCGACUCUUCCGUCGCCAACAUCUCGAGCGCAACAUUCUUCAACAGUGCAAACUCAGGACGCUUAGCUGGACGCGCAGCAUUCAGGAAAUGGAGGAAGUCCGGUACGCCAAGUCGCUCCAGGAUCUUGACGACCACGUUCGCUUUGUCAAGAACGAAUGGAAGAACCUGGUCCGCGAUGUCUGCAGAAAGGGAGCCAUCUGGGAGGAGAAGGAUGGCGCUAGCGCGCUCACGCCUCCUACAAGAUGGAGACUUGACUUUACCGAGGCCCGGUCCCGUAUGCGUCGCAAGCUGCGAGUUGAGGAGAGAAAGUCAGAGGAGUACUUGCCCAAGCAGGGUGGAUCAUCAGCCUCGGUGGAUGCCAAAAUCUCCAGCCUGAGCAUUCCCAAGAACAUCAAGUCAAGUCCAUUGCCAUUGCAAGCCUCUGCUCUGCCCAAGAGCAAGAUUGACAAGCUGAAGGACGCCGAUGUUGCUUCUGUUGCCUCCUCAGUGGACAAACUUCCGGAAGCAAGGAGUGAUGUCGAUAGUGCAGGCGAAAGCACUCUCGUUCAUGAUACCGCCUCCACUUCCGGAUCAGAGACCGCAACUGUCCCUGAGCAGGAAGAAGGAUCGACGACCGAAAAUGGCGAGUCUGUUACCGCUGAAGCGGAUGACGACGAUCGCGAUGCCGAGCCGGCUUUUGAGGAGGCAGCCAACCGCAAGAUCCUUCGACUUCUUGAGGCCGGCGAUGUGGUUUACGAGGUGUACAACAUGAGUCGAGUCACUGGCCUGGAUGCAGUUGAAGGCUUGCUUCUGCUUUGCAAGCACAACAUGUACCUCAUCGACAACUAUUUCCAGAAGAUGGAUGGCGAGGUUGUCGACAUCAGCGAGGUUGCGGACUCUGAGCGAGACCAGUACUUGCAGCUGUUGGCCUCCAACAACCCACCUGUAUCUCAGCCUGAGGCUGACACUUCGGAGGUUCGCCAUCAGUGCAGGAAGUGGCGUUUCGAGGACAUUAAGGAAGUGCACCGUCGCCGCUACUUGUUGCGCAACGUCGCUCUCGAGCUGUUCUUUGUCGAUGGUCGCAACUACCUGAUCAAUCUCAACCUUCAACAGCGUGACAUUGUCUACAACCAACUCGCCAGCCGCGUGGGAUCGCUCGCCAACAACAGCCUUCAAGUCGGUGAUCGCUCGGCUAUGGUCGAUCCCAACAGCAACAAUAACCAGGCUCCUUCCUCACUCGGGUCCAAGUUGGCAAACAUUUUCGCCCCUUCGUCCAUCGCGGACAUCACGGCCAAGUGGGAAAAGCACGAAAUUUCCAACUUCCAGUACCUGAUGCACCUCAACACUAUGGCAGGAAGGACCUACAACGACCUGACGCAGUACCCCGUCUUCCCUUGGAUCUUGGCAGACUACACCAGCGCGGAACUCGACCUCACCAACCCCAAGACCUUCCGCGACCUCUCUCGGCCUAUGGGUGCUCAAUCGCCUGAUCGUGAGAAAGACUUUAACGACCGGUACCACACAUGGGACGGAGGUGAUGACAGGACUCCACCUUUCCAUUACGGAACUCAUUACUCUUCGGCGAUGAUCGUGUGCUCGUACUUGAUCCGUCUGGAGCCCUUCACUCAUGAGUACCUGAAACUCCAGGGUGGCCAGUUUGAUCAUGCCGACCGUUUGUUCCACUCGAUCGGAAAGUCCUGGGUCUCGGCCUCGCAGAAGACCAUGUCUGAUGUGCGUGAACUUAUCCCAGAGUUCUUCUACCUGCCCGAGUUCCUGAUGAACUCCAACGAGUUCAAUUUUGGUACCUUGCAGACGACUGGCGAGCAGAUUGAUCAUGUCGCAUUGCCUCCUUGGGCCAAGGAUGAUCCCAAGGUCUUUAUCGAGAAGCAUCGCGAGGCCCUGGAGUGUGAGUAUGUCUCUGCCCACCUUCACGAGUGGAUCGACCUGAUCUUUGGACACAAGCAGCAAGGCCCAGAAUCUGUCCGCGCUGUGAAUGUGUUCCAUCACUUGUCGUACGAAGGUGCCAUCGAUCUAGAUACCAUUGACGACCCUAUUCAAAAGUCGGCGACUAUCGGUAUCAUUCACAACUUUGGACAGACUCCGCGUCAGCUCUUCAGGAAGCCACAUGGUCCUCGUCUUCCACCCAACAGGGACCCUCUGAGCCCCAACUACUACCACCUUGCCAGUCAUGCCGAAUACUUGACCCAGUCUGUCAACCCCGUCAGAGACAUUGGAUUGCCUGUGGGAGAUAUUAUUUACCAGGGCGACAAGGCGUUCGUUGGCCACAGUCAGCGUGCAUACGAGCCCUAUGGAUGCAGCAAGUAUGUCGAGUGGGGCUUCUCCGACAACUCGGUGCGUCUCUACCAGACGGAGACGAACAAGAUUCUUGGUAUCUUUGAGAACGUCCACUUGGAGGCGAUUACCGGCGUCAAGUGGGCGGAUGACCGUACCAUUGUCACAAUCUCUCGAGAUACUGUCGUUUGUGUGUGGAGGAUCGUUCAAGGUCGCUCGUAUGAGCUCAAGUUGAUGAAGUGUCUCCGCGGCCAUCGAGAGACUGUUCAUGCAGUGGCGAUCUCGGUUGCUUACUCGAUCAUUGUCUCCGGCUCAGAGGACAAGUCUUGCAUCAUUUGGGAUCUCAACCGUCUGGAAUAUGUGCGACAGUUGGGUCGACAUGAGGAUGGUGUCCGCGUUGUGGCAAUCAACGACGCGACAGGCGAUAUUGCGACAUGCUCAGGACCAGUGUUGAGACUUUGGACUGUCAAUGGAGACAUGAUCCUUCAAAAGUACACGACCCAGAUUGGAGACCCGAUCUUGGACUGUGUGUUCUACUCUGGAAAGACAGGAGAGUGGUUGUCGAGGGAGAUUGUGUUGACGAGUCACCGCCGCGGAAUUAUCAAGGUCUGGGAGAAGGCUGUCAUUGACGCUGAGUACCAGAAGACAACGGCGACACAGGGUGGAGCGGGUCACCAGCAAGGUGGCAGGUCCAGCACUAGCAACAACUUAUCGAUCAGCUCGCUCCAGAGCUCUGUAGACUCGAUGCCCCUCUCCACCGAUAACCUGGCGGUCACCCCCGUGGCUGUUGUGGAAAUGAACGGCACGGAGAAUGGAAGUCAUGAGACUGGCGGUCUUCCAGAACUGGUUACAGCAUCUGGACUCUCGAUAUCGAAUUUGUCGAUUGCAGCCGGAGAGGACGACUCUCUUACUUCUGGAUCACGGACUCGCCAGUCAUCUCAGCUUGUCGCGGUGGCGGGUAGUGAUAAGCCCAGGAGUGCCAAGUGGGCAUUACGACUCCGUCAGGCUUACACGUAUGAAGAUCGGUUGAGGAUCGACGGUGGGCUCAUCCCUAACAUUGUCUCCCUAUACAUCUCCAGUGCACGGAGAGCAUUGUACACUGGAGAUUCUCUUGGAAGGGUUCACGUCUGGGUGUUGCCCGAUGGCAGUGGAUGCACUCAUUGGAUGCAACCAGGCCGUGACACGGUCUGUGUGAAUUGCCAGACACGAUUCCCCUUGCUCGAGCGGAGGUUCAACUGCAAGACGUGCGGAGGCAUCUUCUGUGGAACAUGCACGUUUGUGCCCAUCUCGGGAUUUGCUGAGAAGCAGGCACGGUUCUGCUUUAGGUGUUCGGGUGGCAAGUUGAAGGAGCUUAUGGGAUAG
Messenger RNA from Linnemannia hyalina, 10374 nucleotides. The record is from the annotation of a GenBank genome assembly. Lineage: Eukaryota; Fungi; Mortierellomycota; Mortierellomycetes; Mortierellales; Mortierellaceae.